This is a messenger RNA of Ambispora gerdemannii, 618 nucleotides long. The record is from the annotation of a GenBank genome assembly. Lineage: Eukaryota; Fungi; Glomeromycota; Glomeromycetes; Archaeosporales; Ambisporaceae.
AUGUUUGACGAACGCGCCUAUUUCCAUAAUAGUCAUUAUCAUUCUCCCCUUGCUCAACAUCAUUAUGACUAUUUUGACCAAGAACCAGUGACUAACCUCGUUUUUGAAGGCGGCUGUUUUCUGUUCGUGUUAUUUAGUAUGGGAUAUUUGAUCUACGCAUAUUUUAUUAGACCUCGAGGCUCUCCUUUGGAACUCGGACAACGAAUAACAGGUCGUGAACCUUGGACUAGAAAUUAUAUAUAUCCGAAUCAUUGGCGCGCCGGAACAAUCACUGGUGUCGUGGAAAAAACAGGCAUAGCACAAAAUGCACUAACACCCAAUCAAUCAAGACCAGCCACAUCAAUUCUCAAUUGCACUACAAUCACUUAUAUUAUCCUAUACUGGAUGCUGGUGAUUUCUUUAUCUUGGAUUUGGGGAUUACUAUUUAUGCCGGCAUCACUACCGACGCAAACGAAGACUGUUGUACCAUUGCCUACACCAACCACCACUUCUUAUCCUGCCACAACUACUUUUUUCUAUCAUCGAACAAAGUAUCAGGGCGUUGUUGGGAAUCGGGUCACUGUUACUACUACUUAUACUCCUCCUAUUAUUCCUGAGAAACUUCCUGAUUUCUAUUAA